AUGAGCUUCACCACUCGCUCCACCUCCACCAACUGCCGGUCCGUGGGCUCCGUCCGGGUGCCCAGCUACGGCACCCGGCCGGUCAGCAGCACGGCCAGCGUCUAUGCAGGAGCCGGAGGCUCUGGUUCCCGCAUCUCCGUGAUGCGCUCUGCCAGCUUCCAGAGCAGUAUGGGGGUCGGGGGCCUGGCUGCGGGGAUGGCCGGGGUUCUGGCAGGAAUCGGAGGCAUCCAGAACGAGAAGGAGACCAUGCAAAUCCUGAACGACCACCUGGCCUCCUACCUGGACAGAGUCAGGAGCCUGGAGACCGAGAACCGGAAGCUGGAGAGCAAAAUCCGGGAGCACCUGGAGAAGAAGGGACCCCAGGUCAGAGACUGGGGCCAUUACUUCAAGACCAUCGAGGACCUGAGGGCUCAGAUCUUCGCAAAUACUGUGGACAAUGCCCACAUCGUUCUGCAGAUUGACAAUGCCCGUCUUGCUGCUGAUGACUUUAGAGUCAAGUAUGAGACAGAGCUGGCCAUUCGCCAGUCUGUGGAGAUCGACAUCCAUGGGCUCUGCAAGGUCAUCGAUGACACCAAUGUCACUCGGCUGCAGCUGGAGACAGAGAUCAAGGCUCCCAAGGAGGAGCUGCUCUUCAUGAAGAAGAACGAUGAAGAGGAAGUAAACGGCCUACAAGCCCAGAUUGCCAGCUACGAGUUGACCGUGGAGGUAGAUGCCCCCAAAUCUCAGGACCUCGCCAAGAUCAUGGCAGAAAUCUGGGCUCAAUAUGAUGAGCUGGCUCAGAACCGAGAGGAGCUGGACAACUACUGGACUCAGCUGAUUGAGGAGAGCACCACAGUGGUCACCACACGGUCCACUGAGGUUGAAGCUGCUGAGAUGACGCUCACAGAGCUGAGACGUACAGUCCAGUCCUUGGAGAUCGACCUGGACUCCAUGAGAAAUACGAAGAUCAGCUUAGAGAACAGCCUGAGGGAGGUGGAGGCCCACUACACCCUGCACAUGGAGCAGCUCAAUGGGAUCCUUCUGCACCUGGAGUCAGAACUGGCACAGACCCUGGCAGAGGGACAGCGCCAGGCCCAGGAGUACGAGGCUCUGCUGAACAUCAAGGUCAAGCUGGAGACUGAGAUCGCCACCUACGGCCGCCUGCUGGAAGAUGGUGAGGACUUCAGUCUUAGUGAUACCCUGGACAGCAGCAACUCCAUGCAAACCAUCCAAAAGACCACCACCCACCGGACAGUGGAUGGCAAAGUGGUGUCUGAGACCAAUGACACCAAAGUUCUGAGACAUUACGCCAGCAGAAGCAGGGGACCCUUUGGGGAGCAGGAAGCCAAUAAAAAGUUCAGAGGUCAAAAAAAAAAAAGAAAAAAUAGCCAGACCCAGCUUCUAAAACUGUUCUUCUGCCUCCCUUCCUACUCACCAACUCCCUUUGCUACUGUCAAUGGCACUGAAGUCCCAGCCUGCUUGGUUGGGGCAGUUAAAUCCUUCUCAGUCACCUUCCACCAGAGGUUAAGGCAGGACCCCUUUGCCUGCAGCUCUGCAGUGUCAUGGGGUGUCCCUUAUGCUGUGCUGAAGUACAGGAUCCAAGAAGUAAAGAGACAGGACACUGAAGAACUGGUGAAGAGCAACUGGACUCAGCGGGCCACGCGACCUAUGAGUCAUGUUCAUCGCAUCGAAGAGGAGGGAUUCCUCUCCACUAAUGACAAACUGCCAGGACGCACCAGUGCAUCGUUCUGCUUCACGUUGACAAAACAUCUUGGCCUGCAGAGUGGAAGGACCUGCAAUCCAGACACAAAGCCAUCAUCCUCCACUCUUAAGAGGUCCAUCAUCUUCCAACAG
Sapajus apella (tufted capuchin) is the source of this 1833-nucleotide messenger RNA. Its product is annotated as keratin, type I cytoskeletal 18-like. Lineage: Eukaryota; Metazoa; Chordata; Mammalia; Primates; Cebidae. Gene Ontology annotation, cellular component: keratin filament. Gene Ontology annotation, molecular function: structural molecule activity. The record is from RefSeq and is a predicted model, not a curated record. Gene Ontology annotation, biological process: intermediate filament cytoskeleton organization.